UGCAAUGAUUCGAAACUAGCAGAGCCGCAGAGCCUAACCUCUGUGAUCCAGAAAUAAAGAAAAGUUAUUGUUUACAUCAAACAAAAUAAAAUAAAUACAUAACAUCCUCUAAUGCAAAAAGCAGUUGAUCGCAAUGACGACAGCGCUUCAACAGCAAGUGUUCGCUUUGGAUGCGCGAUUUAACGCCCAAAGGGCCCCAAGCAGCCCGAAUUUCCGAACCCUUUACAUAAGACGCCGCAGUCAGCUACUAAGAGAAACACUCAGAAGCACAGACCAAUGGAAAGCCUACCUCAGACUGCGGUCCACCCUUUUACUGCACCAUUAUGGCAACGCCCGACUGGAGCUGGGGUCAACUUCCAGCUUGUCUCAAUCGAUCUGCACUGUGCCCCCCGAGUGGGCCUCAUCCAUUCCCUGGCCGAACAGAGACAUUCUCGUGCCGACCAAACAGGCCGAGGCCUCGAGGGCCAUAGUGGGCGACAACAGCAUAGCUGAUAAUUAUGCCUUCAGUGGCGUUCACCAUAUUUUCGACCAGCAUGUAAAAGCGGUGACAAUGGUGAAAUUUGCGAACAAUGAACGCUACAGGCUGUGCUGCAGCUCCUUGGAUGGCAACCUGUCUGUUUGCGACCUAUCCAGCGAUCCUCCCAAGAUUCUAAGGGUACUGAAAGGGCACACCGCGGCCGUUCCAGCUUUCGAGUGGUCGGCGAACAAUGACUUUAUUGCCAGCGUGUCCCUGGACGCAACCAUUCGCCUGUGGAAAUCCGCGGACUUCAGUUGUCUCCGCACACUGGCGGAGCCCCACGGCGCCCAGAUUUUGUGCUGCAUUUUCCAGCCGAGCAACAACAACCUGAUCCUGAUCGGCAACAGUAGGGGCGAGAUCCGAAUCGUCAACGUAUCCACGGGGCUUUUUCUGAAGAACUGUUGCAAAGUGGGCGGGUGCAUCCUAACUAUCACGUCGGACACCAAUGGCAAAAUCAUAUGGGCAGGCAAUGAUAGAGGGGAAAUCCUCUCCAUCUUCUGCGAAGUGAACGGGGGCUUGUGCAAAGGCAAAAGGAUCACUCUGGACCCCAACUGCUACAUAACCAGCCUCAGCUAUCGCACGUGGAUUAGCAGAGAAGCCCGAGAUCCCAUGCUGUUGGUCAACGCCACCAACAACUCCAUGUGCUUGUUUAGUGUGGGCGACUACGAAGGCAGCCUCCAGCUGAAGAGGAAGUUUCAAAACCGGCACCGAAAGCACGUGGUCAAGUCCACCUUUUGCCCCAUCAUGUCCUUCAGGCAAGGCGCCUGUGUUGUUACCGGCAGCGAGGAUGGAAGCGUGUACUUUGUGGACGUGGAAACAUCCAGCAGCAAAGCGGUGGUUAACACGCUUCAGGGCCAUUCCAGCACGGUGUUGAGCAUCAGCUUCAACAGCGACGAGUCUCUUCUGGCCACCAGCGACCUGGAUGGCCUGAUAAUUAUUUGGAAGCGAGGCCACAAGUAGGACGCCAGGCAAAGAGUGGGGACCGGUAAAUAGGCUAUUUAUAUUGUUCCUUUCAAAUACAACGGAGUGAUUCAGCA
Messenger RNA from Dendroctonus ponderosae (mountain pine beetle), 1554 nucleotides. Its product is annotated as WD repeat-containing protein 13. Gene Ontology annotation, cellular component: nucleus. Gene Ontology annotation, molecular function: protein binding; promoter-specific chromatin binding. The transcript is spliced from 8 exons. Bases 134 to 1477 code for a protein of 447 amino acids. The record is from RefSeq and is a predicted model, not a curated record. NCBI's taxonomy places the organism in Eukaryota, Metazoa, Arthropoda, Insecta, Coleoptera, Curculionidae.